This is a messenger RNA of Camelina sativa (false flax), 1214 nucleotides long. RefSeq names its product F-box protein At1g10895-like. Lineage: Eukaryota; Viridiplantae; Streptophyta; Magnoliopsida; Brassicales; Brassicaceae. Gene Ontology annotation, molecular function: protein binding. The record is from RefSeq and is a predicted model, not a curated record.
AUGACGAGGAUGUCUGACCUUGACGAAAACAUGGUAGCUGAGAUACUUUGCAGGGUUCCGAUGACAUGUCUGAAAACAGUGCGAUCUGUUUGCAAAACGUGGAAUACUUUAUCCAAAAAGGGGGUUAUUGUCGCCAAAGAGAAGCAGUUUCUGGGAUUCAUGAUGAUGAAUUCAAGGGUUUGUUCCUUGAGAUAUGAUCUCCAAGGAGUCCGCAACGAAGACAACGUCGUCGAGCCACCAUCUAUAAAGCAGAUAAGUACACUUGACCAAAUCGAGGUAUCUAAAAUCUAUCACUGCGACGGUUUAGUGUUAUGCGUUAUCAAAGACGACUUGACGAGGGUCUUGGUCUGGAAUCCCUACUUGGGGCAAACGAGGUGGAUCCAGUUCCAACCCAAACACGAUUUCCACAGAUUGGACAGGUAUGCUCUUGGUUAUGACAAGAACAGUCGUAACCACAAAAUCUUGAGGUUUGUGGAUGAUGAUUACCUCCAUGACGUAAAACACAUUCUCCGGUACGAAAUCUACGAUUUCAGCCUCGAUUCAUGGAGGGUUCUUGAUGUCACUUCCGACUGGGAUAUAGCGUUUUAUCAACGUGGCGUGUCUGUCAAGGGAAACACUUACUUUUUCGCCACAGAGAAACUAAUCUUCGACGAGGAAGAGGUGGGACCCCAAGACAUAGAUACGUCAGGGACUGAAGACUUUUUACUCUGUUUUGAUUUUACGGCAGAGAGAUUUGGGCCGCGUCUUCCUCUGCCCUUUCACUCUUACUUCGAAGAGACUCUCACUCUGUCCUGUGUUAAAGAAGAGCAGCUCUCCAUCUUGUACCAGCGCUAUGAACCAUACGAGAUGGACAUUUGGGUUUCCACUAACAUCGACCCCAAUGCAGUGUCGUGGAGCAUGUUUUUGAAACUGGAUAUGACUCCACUCACUGGUUUUCGGUUUGACUUUAUGGCUGCGAGUUUCUUCAUUGACGAGGAGAACAAAGUCGCCGUGGUUUUUGAUCUUGACAGAUUUAGACCAGACCUGACCUGUCGCUACCAAACAGCUUACAUCAUUGGCCAAGAUGGAUACUUCAAUUCUGUCAAUAUCGGAGAAGCUCCUAAUCUCGCCAAUGGCAAAGUUGGAUAUACUUGGCCCAUGUUUUGCAUCCCACUUGUCUGCUCUUCUUCUUAUGUUCCAAGUUUAGUGCAGAUAGCUUAGCUAGUUUCUUUCAA